AUGCCCUGCAACGACAUCCUACCAGGCGCCGAGAAUGCGCGUUGUCCGCCACGCCGAGGCGGUAAGGACGUCCGGCGGGCGCGCUCGGCGCUGGUCCUCUACACCGAGGCCUCGCGGGAGCGGCUGCGGGCGGCCAACCCGCAUGCCAAGUACGCCGAAGUGACUCGCCUCGCGUCCGCCGAGUGGAAGGCGCUGGGCCUGAGCGCGCGGGCCGACUGGGAAAAGGCGGCGGUGGACGACAAGCUGCGGUUCGAGCGCGAGAGGGCGGCGGCGGACGCCGCGGCCGGCGGCGCGGCCGGCGGCGCGGCCGGCAGCGCUGCUGCAGGCGGGCCGGUGACCGGAUUAGCCAGCAGCAUUCUGAGCGGGCAGUUGCCAGUCGGGCCGGGCUCGCCGAUGCUGCGGAGCGGCGGCGGCGGCGCUGGGCUGCAGCCGCCGUCGUCGGGCGCGCGCCGAACCCAGCGGCGCAUCGUGGCGCGCGAGCUCUUCAUCGUGACCGAGCUGAUGGAGCGAGGGUCGCUUGAGGACUGCCUGCGCGCACACCCGGCCGAGUUCCGGCGCGCGAGAGAUGGCCCGAGAGAUGGGGGAGAGAUGGGGGAGAGAUGGGAGAUGUGGGAGCGGCUCGGCCGGCGCGUCCUCCUCGACACAGCAAAGGGGCUCCUCUACUUGCACGGCCGCGGGCUCGUCCAUUUUGACGUCAAGCCACUCAACAUCCUCGCGCACAACGUGGCGAAGCUCUCCGAUGUGGGGCUCACCAAGAAGCUCAACAACACGCUCACGCGGCCGGGCGGCUGGACGCCCGCCUACGCCGCCCCCGAGAUUCUGGCGCGGCAGGGCGCCAACGAGACGUCCGACAUCUACUCGUUCGGCCUCGUCGUGUAUACGCACCGAGUGCCAUCGCCCUUCGAGCCCUGCCGGGUGGCGGCCAGCUGGCCCGUCGCGCCGCUGCUCGUCGGCGCGGGGCGCGAGCACGAAGGGGCGCUCGCGCUGGACAAGGAGAGGCGGCCGAGCGGCGUCCAUCUCAAGGACGAGCUCGACGCUCUCGCCGCGGGCGGCGGGCCUUGA
Messenger RNA from Emiliania huxleyi CCMP1516, 1062 nucleotides. RefSeq lists its product as hypothetical. The record is from RefSeq and is a predicted model, not a curated record. NCBI's taxonomy places the organism in Eukaryota, Haptophyta, Isochrysidales, Noelaerhabdaceae. Gene Ontology annotation, biological process: protein phosphorylation. Gene Ontology annotation, molecular function: protein kinase activity; ATP binding. Bases 1 to 1062 code for a protein of 353 amino acids. The transcript is spliced from 7 exons.